This is a messenger RNA of Neospora caninum, 2631 nucleotides long. RefSeq lists its product as hypothetical. The record is from RefSeq and is a predicted model, not a curated record. The transcript has 2 exons. The coding region runs from base 1 to 2631 and encodes 876 amino acids. Lineage: Eukaryota; Apicomplexa; Conoidasida; Eucoccidiorida; Sarcocystidae.
AUGUUGGUCUUUCGUCGAGGACAAAUCUCUGUCACUCUGCUCGGACGCUUGGGCGGCGCACGGCUCUUUUUGUUGUAUGCCUCGUGGAGUCCCACGGUGGAGCUGCUGGGACCGUACAACGCUCACUGUAUCCACCACCUGGUGCUCUCUCUGGAGCGCUUCAACCCGGGCUCCCAGUGUCUCAAUCUCCAAGAAGUGUACGCCGCUCUUUUGCCGACACUGGUUGUGCUCAGCCGUGAUCACGGUCUCCAGGACGACGUAAAAGUUCCAUUCUUCUCCCAACUCCCCGAUUCAAUUCAGGUCUUGUACCGGCCCCCAUCCUUCUUUUCCCUUGAAUCCAGCACCACCGCUCCGUCGUCGAGUCUCUCGCAUUCGUGGCCCCGCUCAGGGAUUCGUUCCUACCCCGGACGGAACGAGAGUCGCUCGUUCUCGACGUCUUCUCAUUUUGGCUCGCCGUCUGACCCGUUGUCGUGGAGCGGCGCUCCUUCAUUUUCGACCUUGAGUUACUGCCAGCACCAGCACGACCGCCUUCUUCUCCAACUGCUCCACCUCGGCCUCCUGUCUACUCAGCGGGCGCUCCAGUUCGCCGAGGCGGCAGCGUAUGAGCGGAGUCGGCCACCUGUUGAAUUGCCGACUCUUCUCUCGCCUCGCGUUCUUCUUGAUGCCGGAGCAACGCAAAGCUCACCUCCCCCGAGUCGUGGGACUUUCGGCGCCUUUUCCGCGUUCAGCGGCCUGGCCACUGCGCCAGGAAAUCCCCACCGCGAGACCCUUGAGUCUCCGUAUCGCCCCACAGGCUCCGUCCUCGACCGUCGCAGUGACUGGGAGCCAUCCGCGCUGUCAGGAGCUGUGGCGACAGGAGGCGCUUUAGGCGAAGCUGCGUUGGAACAAUGGCGCCAGUUCAUGGUGUCCUUCUCCAGUGACCUAGCCGCUUCGUGCUCCUCUCGUGCUCGCCGAGCGGCAUCGGGAGGCACAUUUGGGAGUGUCUCGCCCUCCAUGACGGCGAGAGUCGCUACCGCCGCAGCAGCCGAGCCGAAAACGAUUGUCGGCAUAUGCACGGCCCUCGUCACAUUCCUCACUGUCCCUUUCCUGCCAGAUGAUUGUGCUGUGGAGCUGAACCGGAUCCCAGAUGCGGAACCGCUAGGCGGGAGCGACGUUCUCCAGACUGUCGCGGCUGAGCCUUCCGCCUCGGAGGGCAGUUCCGUCUAUCGCUCUCUCACGAGUCUCUUCAUCCCCAGCAGCGCGGCGGGGGAGCUCCCCGGCGUCAGUGCGGUCCUUCAGCCGCUUCGAGACCAGCUGGUUCUUCUUCAGCGGCGCCAACAGCGCGAGCUCGCGGUCUUGCCGAAGCCAGUGGCGGUCGCAGCUGCGGUAGUGGAGUUUUGGGAGGCGUUCCAAGUGCACCAGAGCACAGGGCUCCGUAUUCGUGAGCUCGUUUGGGUGGACGGUCGAGAAAAAACGCGCGCCAAGUCACCGUUCUUGCAACAUCUGGAAGGAUCCGAGCGUCUUCUUAUUGCAGCCGUGCGGAGGGGGGUGAAUGACAUCAACUGGUCUUCUUCUGCCAGCUGUUUGACAUCUCAACAGAGGCGCCUUCUGCUUCCAGCUCAAUCCGAACAGCUUCAGAAACUGCAGUAUCUUCUUGGGUCCCGCGCGAACGCAGCUGUACGUACACCUCAUCGCAUGCAUUCGUACGACAAAUCGUACGACGACUUCACGACGCGCUUCUGGCUCUGGCAGCAGUUCAACCGCCUCAAAGAAGAAGUAGGCGGCCUCUUUUUAGGGUGUUGCGCCGUCGCGGCCGCUGCAGCGCUCGGGGGCUUUCUUUUCGCGUUUCUGGCGAGGCAGAACUGGGCAACCGAUGCCUCUACCGGCCAACAGCCCCCGCCGAGGGGAACGCCAAUUCCGCCUGCACCCCAGAACUUGGGCAUGUCGAGCUGGUGGUCUCGACCGUGGACAGGGCUGUCUCGCUUCUUGGCCAGGCGGAUCGAAGGCGACGGAAGCGUAGGACAAGAACCCUACUCCCGGUCGGGUGAAACGGGAAUGAGUGAUUCCUUCCUGGGAUACGCUCCAUGCUAUCCCCGCAAUGCUGACUUGGCUGACAGCCGCCUCCUUCAAUAUGGGAGGGACCCGACCUACUUCGUAGACCGCAUGCAAAAGGGGAGAGGUACGGGACUUGGUUUCGCAUCUAGCCCCGCCGACGAACUUGUGACGGCUUCUUACGGCCAAAACCUGUGGGGUCUUCACAGAGCACCUCAAGACUCGGGCUUUUCUUCCCAGACUUUGGCUCCUCUUUUCCCGAGCGUAGCGAGCAAAGAUUCCAACACGGGUGGCGGUGCAAGUACACUGCGGACCGCCUACGCGCUGUCUUCGCACCUCCCAGCAUCCUUGAACAACGUUGACGCUGGGAGCUACGGCGCACAGCCCGGCGCCGGGGGCCUUGCCCGGUUUGCUGAGGCUGGAGACAGCGCGACGCCCAGCGUCUUGACACCGGGGUGUCUGUACUCGGGAAGGGACGAACUUACGACGCUCUAUUUAGCUCUCGCAAGCGCUGGUAGGGGAAGCAGCUCUGGCCUGGGAGGCCCAGGAAGAGGUCCGGAGUUCUCGGCAGGCAGCUUUACGGGGGGUUAUGGCGGCUAG